Molecule: messenger RNA, 2242 nt
Organism: Xenopus tropicalis (tropical clawed frog)
Lineage: Eukaryota; Metazoa; Chordata; Amphibia; Anura; Pipidae
Gene: hinfp
Product: histone H4 transcription factor
Cellular component (GO): nucleus
Source: RefSeq, marked provisional
GUCGGGAUUUUCUGAAAGACAGGAGUCUGGAAGCCUGCAUUUAACAGUGUUGCUAGACCUGUAAGUAUAGCGUUCCUGGAUUGCAGGCUGAGUUAGGAAAAGUGGGACUGCUUGGCAAUAUGAAAGUUGUGUAAGGGAAAGAGCAUACUGGGACUCUAGCACCCGCUGUUCCCCCCCGGAGUCUGCAGCUCGCUGAUAGCAGGGCGCCCGGAAAUCCAAGCAAGUGCAGCACAGCCGGACCCCCGUCCCCUUUAAGACCGAGAACGCACCGGGUCGGGACGGCUGUCCCUCCUGUCCCCCCAAUGGCGGCCCUGCCUGUGAUAUAGGAUGGCAGAUAAAAGUGCCAAGCGCAAUGUAAGCCUGGUCUUGCAGUGUGAGUGGGGCUCUUGCACUCAUGUAUCGUCCAGGAUGGAAGACUUCUGCACCCAUGUGUCAGAGCAUCUCCGACAGCACCAGCAUGAGGCAAGGGAGGAAGCCGUGGACUGUGAAGAUGAAUACUGUUGCCAUUGGUUAGGAUGUGGAUUCUUCACACCAGACAGAACAGAUUUUGUACGACACGUUUACUUUCACUGCUACCACACCAAACUGAAACAGUUUGGCCUUCAGGCCCUUCAGAGUCAACCUGACCUCAACCCCUGUCAACUGGACACACAAACUCGCAACAUAAUCCCAGAACUACAAGAUGGCUUUAUUUGUUUGUGGGACCAGUGUGAGAGUUCCUAUGACAAUCCAGAGUGGUAUUACAGACAUGUUGACACACAUGGUCUUAGUGCUGAAUAUGAGGUGGCCGGGAAAGAAAACCGGGUGUUGCUGUGUGGCUGGAAAGACUGUGAUCUUUCCUGUAAAAGUCGAUGGAAGUUGCGUGAGCAUCUGCGGAGCCAUACUCAGGAGAAAGUGGUUUCCUGUCCCAACUGUGGGGGGAUGUUCGCCAACAACACCAAAUUUUAUGACCAUCUCAGAAGGCAAACCUCAUUAGAAGAGCAUCGUUUCCAGUGCUCCCACUGCUCAAAAAGAUUUGCAACAGAGCGUCUUCUACGGGACCACAUGCGAAAUCAUGUGAAUCAUUACAAGUGUCCAUUGUGUGACAUGACCUGCCCGCUUCCCUCCAGUCUGCGAUCCCACAUCCGCUUCCGGCACAGUGAUGAGCGUCCAUUUAAGUGCCAGCAUUGUGAGUACAGUUGUAAAAAUCUAGUGGACUUACGGCGACACCAAGACACACACAGCAAGAUGCCAGCUUUCUGUUGUGAGUACGAGGAGUGCACCUUCACUGCUCGCUCUAUGUCCUCCAUUAAGGCUCAUCACAGAAAAUUUCAUGAGGGGGAUUGUGAGCCUAGAUACAAAUGCCAUGUUUGUGAGAAAUGUUUUACUCGUGGAAACAACCUUACAGUUCAUCUACGCAAGAAGCACCAGUUUAAGUGGCCCUCGGGGCAUCCACGUUUCAGGUACAAGGAGCAUGAUGAUGGCUUCCUGCGUUUGCAGCUGGUGCGUUAUGAAAGUGUAGAACUUACUGAGCAGCUAAUGAAAGAACGUGAGAAGCAGGGAGCUCCAAUGGAUACAACUACCACUUGUUUGGUGCUAAGCCCAGGCGGAAGCAUGGAGUCUGAUGAAGGGGUUUAUGACAGAACUGUGGUUGAGAAAGAUUGUGCUUUACUUUCAUAGUGAUGAAAUCACAUUCUCUUGGAUAAACUCAUUUUGCAGCGUGAGAGUCAUUUGGACUUUAGAGAUUUCACGAGACAAGAUUGCAGCUAAAGGUGCUCAACAUUGCGCAAGGGUUUUUUGGGUUUUGUUUUUUAAUGAGUGCAGGCUCAUCAGAGAUUCUCAUGUCUGGAGGCAAAAGUUCUGGAAUCCAGCACACACAAUGAGAAAAAUGCAUACUAGACCGAAAUCUUAUAAAUGACCCAAAAACAUGAAUUUUCCCCCAAACAACCCCUUUCACAUUGUACAUUUUAAGACUUCCUCCAUUUAUUUUUUUUUUUAAGCUUCCUGUUGUCUGUUGGACCUUUCCUACUCACCAUGAAUGUGGAUUGUCCCUCAGGUCUUUGGAAGGAGACACACAUUUUCAUUGUUUUGGUCUUUUUAAAUGGCCAGAGAAGAAGAGAGCCAGCAUCACCCCUGCUGGUCUGCAGACUAUUCCUACAAAAUAUUAAUCUCUGCAAAAGAUUCUCCUCCUGACUUGGUUCCCUUCAGAUUUAAUAUCUACCCUUGUUUGUUGCCUGCUACAAAAUAAAAUAUUUAAACUUGA